UACAAAUGGCGAACCGUUGUCAUAUUGGCAGUGGUUUCAUCGCCAUUGAGUGGGAGUCUUCAUUUUGAGAUAUAAACUCCGAUGCUGAAUGAUGAUAACGUUGUCACGGUUAACAUCUGUAUUAAUAUGAAACCCUGAUAGUAAAGGAAGUAACUAAUAAUGGCUCACAUCAAGAUGCCGGACCGCAACCGUGUGGCGGACCGGAAGAUGGCAAAACUUCAACAGCAGCUUCACAACAUGGAGCAACAAAUGGAAGAACAGGCGGAGCUACGUAGGAAAGCAGAGCAGUUGCAGAGUAUGGAAACGUUGCGGAUGCAGCAAGCAGUUGAAAGAGCAAAUAGCAGCAACAUGGUGCUGCAGGACGAGAUUGAAAGACUCUAUAACAGUCCCAGUCCGUCAACUAGCAAAAUUUUGGAGGAGGUUAUGACUUUAAGGACGAAAGAAUUCCAGAAAUCACAGGCGAAGAAAGCUGCCACAAUAAAGAACUUGGCCAUGGAGCGACAGAAAAUCAUGGAAGCAAGAAAUAGACUCAGGGAAAAGAAUGACGUGUUCCGGUCAGUGCCUUCCCCUAUUGGAAAUGAAACUGGAUCUCCCCAAGUGAUGACUCCAGCCUAUCGGAGUGUCCACUCAUCAGAUUCUCAUGUGCAAAGGGUGGUGGAUGACAUGCCAAAUGCUGUGGACAGGAUUUGGAACUUAAGAGAGAGUCUUCAUCAUGAUUACCUGAAAAUGAAGAGGCCAUACAAAGGUGAACUUGGUGUGGAAAGUUAUGAGGCUUGGCAGAUGCCUGACUAUUAUGUAGUGCGGAAGCUCGUUGAUGACUUUGUGGAUGACUUCAUUGUGAAGCACAUUCCUUCAGACUACUCUGUCUUUGAACGAAGCAUGAAGCUGGAGAUGAUGGUGCAAAAGGAUAGAAACUGGCAUCAGACAUCCACUGCCUUGGCUGAAAGGAGAGCUGUAAAACUUGCUGCUGAGGAAAUUAUGCUUGAGGUGACCAGUAAGAUGACAAAGGAGAUUGCCGGAGAAGGAAUUCACCAGGAUGUCAUGUUCAAGAGGAUUUCUUCGAACAUGUUCAUGAAGGAAGCAGAGAUACAAGCCACAGGGAAACCGGAUGGGCGAGAUCCCAACGACAAGGCCUAUGACUUGGUCUCUCGGUCGUUUGACUCAUUACAGAAAAACAGAGAUCAUCACAAGAAAGGCGUGUGGGGUCAUUCCCAGGUCAUGAGCCAUCCAGAGGUUCCUGCCCCACAACCACUACAGAGGGACCCAGGGCCUCCUCCACCCAGCCCGAAAAACAAAAAAGGAAAGAAAAUUCCAGAACCACCCAAAACUAAGACACCAUCUCAUGUUGUGAAACAGAAGUCUGCUGAUGGACACAGAAGUUUUAGUGAACCUCUGGAUGCUGAUGUUAUUCUUAUCUCAUACGAUCACCUUCAUCCUGAAAAUCUCAAGGUCAUGGAGCCAGUGAAGGUUGACGAACAAAAGGAGAAAAAUCGUAAGCUGUGGGAAAGAAUAUACAGAAAGAAGGAACUGGCGUAUUGGUCUAAUCUGAAACCAUUUGUAUUCUCGAUGAACAUUCCAAAGAGAUGCCAAGGAGUUUCAACAAUCAGCCCGUCGCCAGAUCACAUGAUGUUGGCAGUGGGAACUGUGAUUGGGGACGUGAUUGUGUACAACACACAAGUGGAACCCUUUGCACCAUUGAGAGUGGCCAUCGCUGGUGUGAACAAGGGCCAGGUCAUGCACAUAGCCUGGUCAGUGGACUCAUCUCGACUGCUGGCUAUAAGGAGACAGGAAAAGGACGCUCGCUCAGUACACGUGUGGGAGACUAGCGGUUCGCCAGCCAACAAUGAUGUCCUUCAGUCUUUUGGCUUCAGCACGGCUGACAACAAAGACCAGCCAUUUUCCCUCUCGCCGGUACAUGUCUGGGAUACAAAGGCUGGCGACUUCACUCUGACUGAAGGGUCUUUGGCGGAGCAAGGCAGUACCAAGACAGCCCACUUACCAUUGGUAGCUGGCUUUUUCCCCUCCCUGACAUUUCUCACAACACAGAAUCACGUGUGCACAGCUUCCAGUGGAGGGGAGAUUAUGAAGUUUGACUUGACUCCCAAAAAAUAUGAGGAUGAUGACAAAAAGCCAACGGUCAUUUUCAAAUCACAAUACUCGAAUGAGGAAAACAAGGCGAACAUUACUAAGCAAGACCUGUUGGCUCAGCUGCUGCGUCAACAUGAGCACCCGAUCAUUUGCAUGGGGUUUGUAGGCAACAUUGGGAAGAUGGUAACUGUGGACAACCAGGGCUUCAUCAACAUCUGGAAGUUGGACAAAGAUAGCAGUUUGUAUGAACGGAGGGAUCAUUUGACAGGCUUUGACUGGUAUUUCCCUGAGGGCAAGUACAAACUCAACCUGUCCAAGACAAUGUACUCCCCUUCCAACACAGGGAAGACUAGGGUUGUCUUUACAGACAGAAGAAGGUCAAAGACAACUACUCAAGCAGAAAUAGCUGCUGAAAGGAGAAAAGUUCAAAGAACACUUGACAGGAUGCAGCUGGGAGAUCCCUGGCAUGUCAGCUCAGAUACCCCAGGACUGGAUACUUCUAUCUAUAUUCCACCUGGGGUGGUCACAGCUUCUGGGGCGUUAUUCAACAUAGUCGUGAGGCACAGAAAAACCCAGCAGUUGUCUACCUUCAUGACACGGAUGUACACACCCGUCAAGGUGAGAUGUUUACGCAUUCUAUCUGUGAAGCAGAGCCCCUCUGGUAAUGACAUGGUGUUCGUCUUAUUGUUCCCAGAAUUUCCUCCUAAAGCAUCACAUCUGAUGGUGAUUGUCCUCCAUUUACCCACAAUGAAACUACGCAACUUCCGACAAGACAUUAACCUCUCCAAGGAAGAAUACAAGGACAUUCAAGAGACAAAAAUAUCUUCCGCUGAUAUCAGUCAGGUGUAUGGACCGACAGGAGCAGACUACCUGUUCAUGACUCUCAACGGCAGGAUCUCCUGUAUGUCUCUCAACACCGGCUCGACAGUUCUACAUGUGGACAAUGUUUCCAGGCCCAAAGAUCCCACUUUUAAAGGGCUUAUGAUUGAUGAGAAACAGUUCAACUUGAGCAAGUUCCACCAGAUUGGAUGUCUGGGCAACAUGGGUUCCAUGUAUGGUGUGAUCUAUGACAAGUCAUCAGUAUUGGUGAAAGUUUUACGCCUGGAUGAUGGCAAUGACCAUGAAGAUUCUCGAGCAACGUGGAAAUCCUACCAGAAAUGGCAUGGCUUCAAACUGACCCCAUCAGAACUACGCAUUAACCCAGUUAAUUGGGUCCUAUCGGACAUGAAGCACAAGGAGGUUGAGAUGGCCAGUAUGUUCUUGUCCUUGCUACAUGACCAGCUGGGCACUUCUGCUGACCACAGCAAACAGGACAAGAUUGAUGGCUAUCUAGCUGCAGAAGCUAAGAUGUCAGAUCAGGCUCUCCUCCGGGACUUGUGAUGCACCAAGCUUGCAUGUUUACAGCUUUACAAUCUUAAUCUUUGUAUUAUUUACUAGUCAAAUAUUCUUUUGCUGUAAAGAUUUAUGAUCUUAAUCUUUUUUUUAAAAAAAUAAAACCAUUAUGGCACA
This is a messenger RNA of Aplysia californica (California sea hare), 3597 nucleotides long. RefSeq lists its product as uncharacterized. The record is from RefSeq and is a predicted model, not a curated record. Bases 160 to 3468 code for a protein of 1102 amino acids. The transcript is spliced from 32 exons. Gene Ontology annotation, molecular function: protein binding. Lineage: Eukaryota; Metazoa; Mollusca; Gastropoda; Aplysiida; Aplysiidae.